This is a messenger RNA of Rhagoletis zephyria (snowberry fruit fly), 5639 nucleotides long. It is a transcript of the gene fab1, whose product is annotated as 1-phosphatidylinositol 3-phosphate 5-kinase fab1. Gene Ontology annotation, biological process: intracellular signal transduction; phosphatidylinositol phosphate biosynthetic process. Gene Ontology annotation, molecular function: metal ion binding; 1-phosphatidylinositol-3-phosphate 5-kinase activity; ATP binding. Gene Ontology annotation, cellular component: endosome membrane. Lineage: Eukaryota; Metazoa; Arthropoda; Insecta; Diptera; Tephritidae. The record is from RefSeq and is a predicted model, not a curated record.
AGUCCAUUUUAUCUUCAAAAUGAAUCAACACCUGCAUUCACCUACAAAGCUAACUGAAUUCGCUAGAGAUUUCGAAGAUGGCGAACCCGAAUCGUUACUCGACCGUUUUGUUAACAAAAUACAAAAUGUAUAUAAUCAAAGCUAUAAUACUGUAAAUGAAGUAGCUACCACAGCCGGUUGUAGCUCCGCAUCAUUACAAACCUCAAAAUCUGUAUUUUAUGAUGAACAUAAAACUGAUGCCGACACCCGAAUAAAUUCCAGUUCUAAUGUGAAUGUUACAACAAGGGUGCAGCCGACAAACGCCUUCAACUUUACUCAAAAAAUAAACGCUUCUGGAAAUUCCAGUACAAACACAAGCGGCAGUACCGCCGAGGAAUCAAAAAGUGAGGUUGGCGAACAUAUUUUAGACCUACCAAGUGAAGGGCGUACAAUGGUCAAUGUUUUAAAACGCAUCAGCAGUUUGAUGGCCACUAAAAAUAGCGACUUACGGAAUUAUAAAGAUACUGAGCUACAUCGAUUUUGGAUGCCCGACUCUAAGGCCAAAGAAUGUUACGAUUGUGCGCAUAAGUUCUCCACCUUUCGACGCAAGCAUCACUGCCGCCUUUGUGGUCAGAUCUUCUGUUCUAAAUGUUGCAACCAAGUUGUGCCUGGAAAAAUAAUUAUGUGCGCAGGUGAAUUGAAAGUUUGUAACUACUGCUCCAAAAUUGUUCUUAGUUACUUAAAGUCCCCAAACAUAGCGGUUGACUUACACGCCGAUCUGCAGGCGUUGCAACAAGAUCUUACACAAAAACUGGAGGAGAGAAACGAAAGUUUUAAAACAGAAGCAUUGCCCGUAACUACAAACUUGACUCGUAAAGUAUCUGUUGGCUAUCAAGAAGAGCGGUUUGCUACACAUUUGGUCAACAGCUUGUCAGUUGAUGAUCGAAAGAACAUCCUGCAGCAGUCAAAUUCACUAAUAACACUGCACGAGGAUAUGCGACGUCAACUUCCCACACAGAGCUGUGGGGCCAAUCUCAUUGAAUACUUGAUUACGCAUAACAAGUCUUCGAGUAAGGUUCAAGCGGCUGCAAUUUUAAACGCAUUGCUAGCUGCUGGCUUUCUGCAACCUAUAGUACCCGAUUCUGAUCAAAUCGAUUUCGACGAAAAUCUUCAUUACAAGUUCAUUGAACUGAAUAAACAAGGCAUUAUUACCAAACAAUUUCAGGAUCCAACGUCGAUGCAUGAAGCCAUCUGUCCGCGGCUUGAUAACAGCGGUGAACUGCAACCACCCAAGUCUGUGGAUAUUUCCUUAAGCCCUCAUUCCGUCCAAGAUAUGGAAUUAGAAUAUUCAAUGCGUUCCACAACCACUACAACUAAGCUGCUGGAGUCCUAUUGUGAUUAUGAAGAACAGCUACUGACUCAGAUGCUACGAACGUUUCACCUAGAUCUACGUUGGUUCAAAGUGUUAAUGUCCUUAUGCUGCCGUGCAGCUAAUCAUUUCAAACCAGAAUAUUGUACUAAUGACUUAAUGGACAUACGCAAUUAUGUGAAUAUCAAAAAGAUACCGGGUGGUAAACGACAAGAGUGUACGAUUGUAGGUGGAGUUGUUUUUUCAAAGAAUAUCGCACACAAAGGUAUGGCCACGCGCGUUGAGCAUCCGCGCAUUCUUCUACUGCAGUGCCCGAUUGUCUAUGAAAGAAUAGAAGGAAAGUUUGUAAGUAUAUCCACUGUGUUAUUACAAGAAAAGGAGUAUUUACGGCGAGUCUGCGAUCGCAUCAUGAGCUUCAAACCAGAUGUGGUUUUGGUUCAUAAAAAUGUUGCGGGCGUGGCGCAAGACAUGCUUCGUUCUCAAGGCAUUACAUUGGUAUUGGAUUUAAAACUUUCAGUGAUGGAACGCAUAUCGCGUAUACUUCAAUGUGAUAUCGUUACUUCAAUAGAGUCAAAUAUUGCUCGGCCACAGCUUGGAAUUUGUGACGCUUUCUACAUACGAAGUUUUAGUGAUGGUAGUGGUGGUAAUAAGACACUAAUGUUUUUCGAAAAACUUAACAAUCCCCGUGGUUUCACUUGCCUACUACGAGGAGGGACAAAUAAAGAACUUGCCAAGGUGAAGAAAGUCGCAUCGUUUUUGGUUUAUGCCCGAUAUAAUUGGCGUUUGGAAAUGUCAUUCCUCUUGGAUGCGUUUGCAGAUCCUCUCACUCCAAAGCCACCUAUCUUCAAUUCGAAAGAGGCCAGUCCUGAUGAUUUGACAUUUGAUGAUGAGCUAGUAAUACGGUCGACAACUGAAAGAACUAAAGCAUUAUUAGAACGAAAAGCGGAGGAAAAAGUACUGCCAACACGCAAAGAAAUUAUUUCUGUAUCAGAGAAUGUCGCUGACUUUACUGAUCCACUGCGCUCCGCAGAUAUUGCAAAUACAAUGUCAGGUGACCGACCAGUUGAAUUGGCAGUUGAGACACGUUACGACAACCGCUUUCGCAAUGCACUUAGCUCUACUCUACUUUCUGUCAGUCCUUUUCUCAGUUUUCCGUUACCAUAUUUAGAAACCGAACAGGGACGUAAGUGUUCAUUGCGUCGGCUAUUUCCAACUGAGCUAUAUUAUUCCAAAUUGUGGUCGAAUAUAAAUAGUAGCCUGCAUUUAGAUCGCCAUGAAAAUUUGGAACAGCUUAAAAAUGCCUUUAAUGAUACUCAGCUAGGAGCGCCACAUCCAUUUUUGAAACUUAAAAUUACUACAGCUUGGGAUAAUCGCGACAUACAAACACUACUAGCGGAAUUUCGUGCAUACGGCGGUCGCUAUCCUAAAAAACUGAAAAUGUUUAAAAAGCUCAAUCAAGUUCCACAAAAGGUGGUUGAGGAACAUUUGCAUAAGGACGCCCUGGAUUUGGAAAACCAUCAACGCCUGCCGGUGUUAUUCUGCAGCUUUUAUUUCAACCCGAAAUCAGCAUCUUCCUUUUGUGCACCACCAACACUGUUGGAUAUGAAAUUCUAUGGCCAACACGACAUUAUGCUUGGACAAUUCCUUCAGCGGUAUUGCUGUCGUUUGAAUUCGAUGUGCAGGCUUUGCAAUUUGCCAAUGUUGGGUCAUGUACGGCGUUAUGUUCAUUCCAUGGGAUGUGUGCAGGUCUUCCUUAGCGAGGACAAUACAAAAACUGAUCCGAAUCGCAUUUACUUUACGGCCUGGUGUACAAUUUGUAAUGAUAUGACGCCAAGUGUACCACUCUCUGAAAACACUAAAUGCCUUUCCUUCGCCAAGUAUUUGGAGCUUCGUUUCCAUGGUCAUGCCUACAAGAAACAACCAGUUAUUACCAACAGUUCGCCCGGACUAUCUCCAAGCUGUGGUGAAGUGAUUCAGUGUCAGCAUUCAUUACAUCGUGAUUAUGUACAUUAUUUCACCUAUCGAGGAGUGGGUGCCAAGUUUCUGUAUACGCCUAUUGAAGUAUGGGACAUUGGCUUGCCUGCACUAAUAUUAGAUUUACAACCUUCAAAAGUAUUAGACCGCUUCAAAUACCUCGAAGAGAUAAAACAUUUUUCUAUGAAAGGUCAUGAAGUUUAUACACGCAUUCAUGAGCGUAUCGCUGACCUAGCUACCGAGGACGAAACUUUAGCGAUGGUGAUCAAUCUUAAGACAGCAUUGAGCAAAGAUCAAUUUAUUUUCAAACAACAUAUAGAAAUUGUUCAAACUCUACUUACAGAUCCCCAUGCCAGUGUGCAUGACGUGAGUGAUGCUUUACUUAUGUCAAAACGUGUACUAGCUGAGAGUAUUGAUUUGUGGGGUCCACGGGUUCACGAUAUUGUUUUAGCGCAAAAAGCCGUGGUAAAACAGUUGCAGCAAGUACAACCUGCUCAGUCGCACACAGAUUCAGGAACAAUUUGCACUGAAAAUUUGCGCCCAGAGUAUUCAGACGGUGCUUCAAAAGGCUCAGAAAUAUCCCGUUUGCUAGCCGUGCCAUCGCUAAGUGAUGACACGUCUUCGCAUUCAGAUGAUAUUGCCGCAGAGUCCGAAAUAGAUUCCAUAAACAAUGCACAUAUAAUGGGGGAUAAAAAAUCAUCAAAUGAGCAGUUGCUAACGACAGCCGGCAGUACAGACAAAAAGUCUAUAAAAAAAAUACUUACACAGCUUUUACCUUCCGCGGGACCGACAAAUUUGCUACAUUCACCUUUUUCAGCCCAGGAGCAUUAUACUCUCCCCCUGGGCGCAUUCCCGAUACUUGUUCACGAUCAAGAUUUAAGCUCACUAAUUGCAUACUGUUUGACAUCAAAUGACUACCAGCGCUUAGUGGCUACUUCAAGCAGUACCACCAGCGGUGUGGCUGUACACACCCCUAGUUUUGACAACGCGAACAAUAGUGAUGCUACAUGUCAAAACAAUCCCAGCCCAAAUUUAAAGAGGAAAUCACAAGAAAACUCACAAGAUGGCGAUGAAAGUGAUAAAAAAGAAGUUUCGAAUAACAAUACAAACGUAGAUGAGGAGCGCAACAAAUCCAAAACUAACUCUUCGCAUCUGGAGUUAAUAUUCCAGGACAAUGGUAAACAGUUUACAUGCAAAAUUUAUUUCGCAAAAGAAUUUGAUUUGAUCCGAGCCAAGACGUUAAAGCCGCCUAAAGUUGAGAAAUCGCUGUACAAAGAGAUUGAGCAGAGCAAAAAACGAGAGGAGUUGAAAGUAUCUCAAAGUCGCAGUGGGCCUGAAAUGGAAUUGGUGCGCAAGCCCAGUGACGCCUGUGGAUAUGUGCCAGCAGACGCAAAUAAAUCUAAUAGCGGUGGAAGACUCGAUGAAAAGGCUUUGAUGCAAUCGGAAAUUGAGAAAUGUCGGAAUUAUCUAGCUCGUUCACUUUGCAGCAGUGUUCAAUGGGAGGCGAGAGGCGGUAAAUCUGGCUCGAGAUUUUGCAAAACAUGGGAUGAUCGCUUUGUUUUGAAGGAGAUGACUAAAACUGAUAUCAAUAUAUUUGAAAACUUCGCACCAAAUUACUUUGAGUACAUUACCAAAUGUCAGCAACAAAAUGAACCAACCUUAUUAGCUAAAAUUUUCGGGGUUUUCAAAGUUACUGUCAAAAAGAAAGAUUCAAUAGCGGAAAAAUCACUACUGGUUAUGGAGAACCUUUUUUUUGGCUGUGAUAUCAAAAACAAAUUUGACUUAAAGGGUUCCGAACGCAACCGCUUAGUAGAUCCAACCGAUCAGCAGGGUGAAAUAGUGCUGUUGGACGAAAACUUAGUGCAAAUGUCUUGGUCUAAGCCAUUAUAUAUUUUAUCACAUAGCAAGGCAGUCCUUAAAGAUGCUAUCAAUCGAGACUCUACUUUCUUGGAAAAAAACCAAGUAAUGGAUUAUUCGUUACUUGUAGGCUUGGACCAUAAAAGUAACGUGCUGGUAUUGGGCAUAAUUGACUAUAUACGAACUUUUACUUUUGAUAAAAAGGUUGAGUCCUUUGUUAAACAAACUGGUAUACUUGGUGGCAUUGGAAAACUACCAACUGUUAUAUCGCCAGAACGUUAUAAGCAGCGCUUUAUCGAUGCCAUGGAUCGCUAUUUUUAUACAGUACCAGAUCGCUGGGAAGGCCUGUCGAAAAUUUGAUAAAUAGUGACAUAAUGAAGCAGCAGCGAAUGAAUUAAAUGGUAUCUAUCAAAGUUAUGUAGCAUUGCUGCGCUAUAAAAAUGCAUGUAUUUCUAAUGAA